AUGGCGCCCACAAAAUGGGAUGCGGAGUGGAUCAAGUUCGCGAAAACCAUAAGCGACCCUCCAACCCUCCCCGACGAAGAAACCGAAGCCAAACGCCAAAUCGUCAACACCAUCCUCACCGAGCUGCCUAGACUCCUUCCUCCGCCUCCAUCGAACAUCACCACAAGUCCGUCUUUCCCCUCCCAUUCGCACCUCACACCUGCUGACCCAGCCGUGCGGUCGACAGAAGAUCUCACCCUUCCCUCGGGCCCAGCAGUCCGGAUUUACACCCCCACGCACCCCUCCUCCAGCCCAACAGCAGCCUCCCCACUCAUCCUCUUCGCCCACGGCGGUGGCUGGUUCGCCGGGAAUUUAGAGACGGAAGACCGCAGCUGCCGCAUCCUAUCCUCCCGAACGUCCAGCGUGAUCGUUUCCGUGGACUAUCGCUGCGGUUUCGGGGUCCCCCUCCAGUCAAUGGUCGAUGACUUGUACGCUGCAUUCACCUGGUCCCGCUCCAACGCCACCACUCUCGGUGCUGAUGCGGGGAAGGUGGUGUUCUGGGGAGGAAGCGCAGGCGGCGCGCUUAUUGUCGCGCUCGCGUACCGUCUUGUCCAGGAAGGGCGCGGAGCAGCGAUAAAGGGGUUACUCUGCAUGAACACCAUCGUGCUCCACCCAUCCGCCACGCCCGAGGCGUACAUACAUCUCAUGCGUUCGUAUGAAGAGAAUGAUGGGCCAUUGCCGUUCGUCGCCGGUAAGGACACGUUGAAGCUGUACAAAUCCCGCGACCUCGAACCGCCCAACACGCCGAUCGCUCUGUUCCCUACUGCGUAUGGGCCGGGGGCGAUGAAGGGGUUCCCGCCGACGUGGAUUAUUACCAGUGGGAACGAUGCUUCGAGGGACGAUGGGACGGUAUUGGAGGCUGUGUUGCGGGAUGCGGGCGUGAGGGUGAAGAUGGAGAAUGUGGAGGGGUUGGCGCAUUAUUUCUGGGUGUUCGAUUUGCCCAAGGCGAAUGAGCGGUUUUGGGACGCUAUGGUGGGAGGUGUGGCGUGGGUGUUGGGUGGUUGA
Messenger RNA from Saxophila tyrrhenica, 1044 nucleotides. RefSeq lists its product as uncharacterized. The transcript is spliced from 2 exons. The record is from RefSeq and is a predicted model, not a curated record. Lineage: Eukaryota; Fungi; Ascomycota; Dothideomycetes; Mycosphaerellales; Extremaceae. Gene Ontology annotation, molecular function: lipase activity. Bases 1 to 1044 code for a protein of 347 amino acids.